AUGAAACGAUUCAUCCGCAAUCUGGGUUCCACUGCUCAUCUAUCUCCCUCUGUGCCAAACCUGAUAGCAAGUAAAUUGAGCUGCGCCAAUCAGCCGCACCAUGUUAGCCAUGUUGCGCAGGCCCUUCGGGAGAGCGGCAUCUUGAAGGUUAGCCUCCAAUUCACAGACGACACCAGCGAAUAUCUUCACAAAGUCCUCCUAAGCCUUCAUAAAUACCACGGCCACGGCCUCCCAAUCACUCAUAGCGCAUCCCGGGGCUGGUUCUGGGACGUGCGCCCUGACCUCACCACAAUCCAAAGUCAAAAUCACCAGGCCCGAUCCGAGACCAUGCAGGAGUUCCCCUGGCAUACCGACUGCAGCUACGAGGAAUCGCCCCCGCGAUUCUUCGCGCUGCAGGUAAUCCAGCCCGAUCGUCGCGGCGGUGGUACCCUAUCCGUCAUGAACGUCGAACGCCUCAGCCAUUUACUCUCCGCGACGGCCACCGCCGCCCUCCUCAAACCGCACUUUCGCAUCACCAUCCCGCCCGAGUUCAUUAAAAUUGACACCCAGCGCUAUAUAAUCGGUAGCAUCAUGGCGGCCAGCGAGUCUGGGCGGCCCGGUAUGGUGCGCUUCCGCGAAGACAUAGUCACCCCGUUGAGCGACGAAGCCGCCAAGGGUCUCGAAGAGCUCAAGCAGUGUCUGCGCGGCCUGGAUAUGCAGGAAAAUGCCCUGCAUCUCACCCCUGAACACAUGCCCCGGGGAUCGAUUGUGCUCAUGGACAAUCACCGCUGGCUGCAUGCGCGCAACGCAGUCCGGGAUCCUGAACGCCACUUACGCCGGAUUCGGUGGAAUGCCCGUCCCUUUCCUGCAGCUUGUUCUUAG
This is a messenger RNA of Penicillium samsonianum, 861 nucleotides long. RefSeq lists its product as uncharacterized. Lineage: Eukaryota; Fungi; Ascomycota; Eurotiomycetes; Eurotiales; Aspergillaceae. The coding region runs from base 1 to 861 and encodes 286 amino acids. The transcript has 2 exons. The record is from RefSeq and is a predicted model, not a curated record. Gene Ontology annotation, molecular function: oxidoreductase activity.